AGCUUUGCUUAACCACCUUCUCUAAACUCUAUUCCGUCAAGUUUCAAGGACAAGCAUAAAAGUUUCACUUUGAGUGAGUUCAUGCAGUAUUUUGUGCGUGGUGUCUGCUUUUCCAUGGCCAAUAACGUGUGGGUUGGACGUAAGCAAAUUGCAGCUGCAGGAGAGGUUCGAAAGCUCUAGAGAAAGCGGAGUGUAAACAUAUCAUAUCCAAUCUGCUCUUUAAGAUAGAAAUUGUAUUCACAUUCUGCUGCGUCUGACGCUUCAGUGUCGCUAUUCACAAAACAGCCUUCACGGAAAUCGGUUUCCGAGAAUUUCUAAGGCAUCAGACUUGAGGAUGUGAAGAGGAGGGCUUUGGGGAAUUCGGUUUCUCUCUCUCUACACACACACACAGAGCUCGGGACCCAGCAGCAUGGAACAGUACAGACGGCUUUUGUAUUGUGCUCGAUUCUUCGCUGCAGCCGCGUUGAUCUUCUACUUCGUAACUUCGUGCACCAACUACUGGCUUCACGCUAUAACCUGUCGGACCGUGAACGACACGCUGGAAGAUGAAAGCCCACCGGUUCGUGCGGAAUUUGGUAUGUUGCGAGGUUCACCUAAGCCUCCGACCGAAUCUGUUGACAACACAACUGACCUGAGAUCUGGCACAGUGUCAACCGUUUCCACGGAAACUUUCAAUGGCAGCCCCAAAUCAAGUGGAAAGGAAGCAGUGUUGCCUAGAAAUGUACCUACACCACGUCGGAAAUGUAAGAGACGUAAGGGUUUCUUUUGGAAUUGCUUUGGUGGUCUCACUCCUCUUGCGUUGGUACUGCACACCCCAUCCUUGGUGACGUGGAUCAUGUGCAUGGGACCACCUUUCAGCAUCAUUGGCUCUGGAGGUGCAGACUCAGCUGGAUUGAAUGAUCUGUGGAAAAUGGGACUGAGGCAGGACAUACGGAAGAAGGAUUACAGGUUAAAUUACCAUCAUGAGGGUUUCUUCUGGAGAUGUUCAUUUAGCGACAAAGAGGAAAAGUAUCAACUUAAAAAAUUCAUUUACAUUUACCAACCACCUUUAAAAUGCUGCGUGCACGCCUUUCAUUCCCCAUUUCCAAACGUUGAAGGGAGAACCACGAAAGAAUUUGAAUCCUCAAUCUCGUACCGUAAAUUGUGGAGUGCACUGAUGUUCUUGGGAGUAACAUUUGUAACAAUUGGAUUCCUCUGCAUCAUCUACUCUGCAUGCUGUGAGAACUACAACAUGUAUAAAACAACUGGAGUAAUAUUCUUGAUUGCUGCCACUUUGCUCUUUCACCUUUUGGGACUGUGUAGAAACUUGGACGAGUGUGUAUCCGGUGUUACUCUGUACCGAAUGAUUCCUAAGGGCUUGGUGACUCCGUGGCUCCUCCCCAUGGAUCCAGGCAGCAGAGCUAUUGGUUUGAGAAGUGUGUCUUUCACCGUGUCAAUUAUCAUGUACUCCAUUUGGAUUUCAGCGGUAUCUCAGAUGAUUGCGGGAGACAUUGCUAAUUGCACUUCCAUUAUAACCAACUUGAAUUUUGGUGUAAAUUAUGGCUGGUCUUUUAUGGCAGCUCCUUUUGCAGUAUUGUUCUCUUUAAUUUCUGGCUUAUUUUUCAUUAAAAUCGCAGGUAUGAAUUGCAAGGAAAGUAAUAACUUCAUUUAAGCAUUUUUGUAAACAACUAUCUAAAAAUAAUUUAAAAAAUCAUAAUUCUACACAUUAAAAUAUAGCAAUGUUGAGACAUUAUAAUUUGGAGACCCCUUAUAUUAAUCAAUUUAUAAUCUGAGGUAAUUUUAACCUGCAUCUCUACAUUAUGAAUUUUCUAAUCUGCCAUAACCUUUCAUCUUUUAUGAAAGGUUUGCGUUCUGAGAAACUGCUGUUAUUUCAGAAAUAUAAAAGAUUGGGCAAUAUGCAAAUACUACUUUGACGUUGCACUUUCCUAUGUGAAAAGAGUGGUACACUGUUUCUUAUAGUGGCAAUUUGAUUUAUAAAUUGAUAAGGGACUCUACAAAGGGUUUGUAACAAAUUUCGAAAAGAAUGUUGCUUUUAAAUAAUCAAAACCACAAGGUAAUUUCAAACUAAUUUUCUGUUACAAUCAUCAGUUAGUUUAAAACUGAGCUGUUACUAGUCUCAGAUGACAAACCCUCUUUGGUUUCCUAUUGAUGUGCAUUGCUGUUGAUUGAAGAUCCGCUCCUUUGACUUCAAGCAUUUUUGGCUACUACUUAUACCACUGUACAAAAUGCCGAUGCAAAGAAGCAGGCAGUUCAAGGCUUUAUCUUUGAUACUUUAAUGUAUUUCACACGUUUUGUUAUACUUCAUAUUCCAGAAGUACACUUAAGGUAUUUUUAUUUGCUUUAUCAAUGUCAAAAUCUAUCUGGACACUCUUUAACUAAUCCAAUCAUGUUAUAUGUAUGGUCAGCACAUAUGUUCUCUCUGUAGCAUGAUAUAGUUCCAUUCCACUGACCCAUAGUUCAUCUUUCACAUUGUCAUUAUGGUCACUAUUCUGUGAUUAGCCAAUAUAUUGAAUUUUUCAUAGAAAUUAGAGGUUCAACAAUUAAUACAAACAUGAUAUUAAACUUACCUAAUAAUCUAAGUUGUAUGCAUGGAUAUGCUCAGGCAAAAUGCUACUCUAUAAUAGUGUUAUAAUGGAAAAUUAUGAAUCAAACUUAAAUAAUAAAUUUAAGAUUUAGCUUUAAUUGUAUUUGUAAUUAUAAACAUCUAACAUAGUAAUUCUGCAGAUGAUUCAAAGAUUUCUGGUGGUGUCGACAGAAGUUUGGAAAGGAAUACAGAGGGAUAUGGAUCAGUUGCAAAUAUGGGCAGAGAAAUGGCAGAUGGAGUUUAGCCCAGCCAAAUGUGAAGUGUUGCUCCUUGGUAGGUGAAAUAUAACCAGGCAGUACACUGUUAAGAACAAGACCCUUAGCAGUGUUGAUGAACAGAGGGAUCUUUGGGUUCAAGUUCAUAGCUCCCUGGAAAUGGCUGCACAGCUUGAUAGGGAGGUUAAGAAGUCAUAUGGCAUGCUUGCCUUUAUUAGUCACAGCACUGAGUUCAAAAGGCAGGAAGUUUCCCUGAGGUGUUAUAAAAUAUUAGUUAGGCAGCAUCUGGAGAAUUGCAUAUAGUUCUAGUCGCACCAUUAUAGGAAAGAUGUCAAGGAUUUGGAGAGAAUGCAGAAGAGGUAUAUCAUGAUCUUGCUUGGAUUAAAGGGCAUGUGCUAUAACGAGGGCUGUUUUCUCCAGAGUGCCAGAGACUGGGGGGGAGACCUGAUAAAGGUUUAUAAGAUUAUGAGAGGCACAGGCAGUGGCAUAGUGGCAUCAGCACUGGACUUUGGGGUGAGGGUUCAAGAGUUUGAAUCCGGCUGGCUCCCUUGCACGCUCUCUAUCUGUGCCUGGGUUGAGUGUCGAGCUAGCAACUCGACCUCAUAAAAACAACCUAGAGAGGGAUGGGCUCCACCAGGUUUCAGAUGCCCAAGACACGCUGUACAAUGAGCAAUCACGAAAAAGAUCGGUGCAAAAAAGCUUGUCCUGACGGCACCCCGACGACUCCACCAGGAGUUAAGGGCGAAGGGCGUCCACACACACACACACACACACACACACACACACACACACACACAACACACACACACACACACACACACACACACACACACACACACACACACACACACACACACACACACACACACACACACACACACACACA
Messenger RNA from Hypanus sabinus (Atlantic stingray), 3685 nucleotides. RefSeq names its product transmembrane protein 182-like. The record is from RefSeq and is a predicted model, not a curated record. NCBI's taxonomy places the organism in Eukaryota, Metazoa, Chordata, Chondrichthyes, Myliobatiformes, Dasyatidae. The transcript is spliced from 9 exons. The coding region runs from base 410 to 1651 and encodes 413 amino acids. Gene Ontology annotation, cellular component: membrane.